AUCGACAUCACUUGAAUAAAAAGCAACCAACAGUUCAUUUUAAAAGAGAUAUUUAAACGUGUAGGUGACUAGGUUGGAUUGAACAUGAGUAACCACUUACUGGAACCAGCUUGAUAAAACAUAUCGAUGUAAUUGCAAAACUACAGUAGUUAUCACAACUAGGAUAAGGGGUAUAUUUACAAUUGCAGUUCUUUAUGAGCAACUGGUAGCCUUAUCUAGUAAACAAAGCCACCAAAUGGCACGAUGUGAAUUAAUUAGGAUGUGAAUUCAGGAGUAAAAUUUGUGGCAGAAUCACAGGAUCAGACAGCUGUGGACCACUGUGGCAUAACCGAAGCAGGAAAAACUACUAUGAACACGAUGGAGGCACUCAGGAGAACUCUUACUGCAGUCGUUGCACUUGUUGGUGCUGGUGUCAUCGAGACAGCAAGGAUCUGCCCUCUACAACAGCUGGAACUAGGUAACUCGACAGUGGCGACUAUGUACCUGUGGCAAUGCGUCCAACAGUGCUACUUUGAUUCGUGCCAGCCAUCAUCCUGUAGAGGACCGUUGAAGCUUAAGCUAAGAAAAGGUCACAAUAUAGAUAUGGGAUACCCAAUUAAUGGAUAUGAGGUCCAACUAAAAUUUUAUGGAAGUGGGGGAUGUAUAUCAUAUCGUAAAGAAAAUAGUGUAUGGGACAGGCCAAAGAAGGCAUACCGUUCCCGAGAUGGUGAGUGCAAGUCUACCUGCCUCUUCAACAAUUCUAAAAGACUUCUCCACUGGAGACAAAGUUCCAGGGCCGACAGAUCAUAUUAUGCAAAGGAAUUUUGGAAACUAUUCUUAUCAGCAAUGCCUGUAGGACACAGAGACGAUUUCAUAAGUGAUACUGCUACCACAAUCUCAAUACCAUCUAUUGGACUGUUCCUCAUCAUAACCUAUUCUAUAGACUUCAUGACGUAGGCUUGAUUAGACGACAGGGCGGUAUUCAAAGUCCUAAGUACGGUAUAUGAUACUUCUAUACACAUACAGUUACAUACAUACAAGAAUCGGUUAAUAAUCCUUACAAAGAGGGAUAUAUUGACAUAUACCUUCUGUAACAACAAAGUUGUUGGUGACAUCAAAGUAUCAAAGUGUCGAUGUUCAGCCUGAAUCACGUUUCAAACGACAUCAACUUACAUAACAGGACAUGAUGAAUAAUGUGGAAGUUUUUGAAAUGCUUCAUCAGAAGUAAGAAGUAUUCAGAAGGUCAAUGAUGUUGCCAU
Messenger RNA from Owenia fusiformis, 1238 nucleotides. NCBI's taxonomy places the organism in Eukaryota, Metazoa, Annelida, Polychaeta, Sabellida, Oweniidae. The record is from the annotation of a GenBank genome assembly.